This is a messenger RNA of Chenopodium quinoa (quinoa), 693 nucleotides long. RefSeq lists its product as uncharacterized. Bases 1 to 693 code for a protein of 230 amino acids. Gene Ontology annotation, molecular function: zinc ion binding. The record is from RefSeq and is a predicted model, not a curated record. Lineage: Eukaryota; Viridiplantae; Streptophyta; Magnoliopsida; Caryophyllales; Amaranthaceae. The transcript has 2 exons.
AUGGCAGACUCGAACACACAACGGUAUGUGAGGCAUUUAGUGACUGACUUCCCAGCAGAGGUGUUGUUUCAAAAAUGUUAUACGGAUGCAAAAUUCAAAGAAGUGCAGGGACAGUGCAAGAAGAUGUUGUAUGUUCGUCCCCUAGAUCAGUAUGAAAUUGGUACUAAUCUAAUUGAGUUUAUUAUCGAAGACCGUGUUUGGAUCAAGCCUAAAAAUGCGAAGAAGGAUGAAGUGACAAAGAUUCGUAGAUGCUACCGGGUUGUAUAUGAUAGUAGUACGUAUGAAGUUGCAUGUGACUGUAAACACUUUGAGUGUCAUGGGAUCAUUUGUCGACAUAUGAUUCUUGUGAAGGACGUACAACGGAAACACACACGAGUAAAAGUUGCUUACCAUGAUCCAUUGACUACUGAUGAAGUGAGGAAUUAUCACAAUCUUAUGGGGACGUACGAACCUAUUUGCUCUAAGGCUUCCAUUUGUAAGGAGCCAGUGCAGGCUGUCAAAGAGAUGUUGCAGCUCAUGGAUCUGAGAGUGGAUGAAGUUCUAGCAAUGGUUGCGAAAAGGCAGAUUGCAGGAGGGAAUGAGAAUGGUCCUGGUGAGGAUGAAGGUGUACAUGGAGUUGCCCGAACGCCGUCUUCUGUGGCACAGAACAAGGGGCCUAAGAGGACAAACACACCAAUGACAGUGGCAUCAUGA